UGGUCACGCGGGGCGCGGCUCAACCGCCACCGUGUGGGCGGUGCCCGCGCAUGCGCCGCGCGCUACCCAGCCGCUGUGUGGGGCCGCGUCCGGCUCCUGGAGAUGGGGGCCCGGCCCCGGGGUUUGGUGAGGGGAGAGAAGGGGUGCAAGGAUGAGACAGUUAUGUCCGUUUAGUACCAGAAUGACGAGCUCAAGAGUGGGGGUGUUACGGUGCCUGAUAACAACAUGAACAUUUAAUUCAAAUCUGCAACUUAAGAACAAAACUACAGAUCUAGCCUUAUCCUUUCCUAUCACUUCUGUGUUACUGAAGCCAACGUUGGAUUGCUCUUGCCUCUGGUUACCUUGUCUGAAAUCAAUCAUGGCUGACGACUCUCAGAGAAACUUUCGCUCUGUGUAUUAUGAAAAAGUGGGAUUUCGUGGAGUUGAAGAGAAGAAGUCACUGGAAAUUUUGUUAAAAGAUGACCGAUUGGGCAAGUCAAUUUCAUUCUUUCCUCUGUUCAUUUGGUGAUUUAGCAUCAGAUAUUGAGAAGCUUUGCACGUUUAGUCAAAGGUUCCCUCUCCCAUCCAUGUAUCGUAUACUGGUGUGGAAGGUUCUUUUAGGAAUUAUUCCUCCUCACCAUAAAUCUCAUGCCUUGGUGAUGAACUACCGGAAGGAGCAGUACUGGGAUGUACACCAUGCCCUUCGUGUAAUUCGUUUUAUCAAUGAUUCUACCCCACAGGUAGAUGUUUUCCUCCGCAUACAUCAACUGGAAUCAGGAAAAUUGCCUCGAAACUUGGCGUUUCCUUUGGAGCCAGAAGAUGAAGUGUUUCUUGCUAUUGCUAAAGCAAUGGAGGAAAUGGUGGAGGAUCCUAUAGAAUGCUAUUGGCUUGUCAGUAGCUUUGUUAAUCAGCUGAACAGCAAGCAUAAAGAUGCAUUGCAACAACUGCCAAAAAUUCUGGAGCAGUAUUUGAACAUUGAAGAUAACAAACUCCUGAUGCACCUAAAAACAUGUGCUGCAAUGAGCAAACUCCCCUAUGAUCUUUGGUUCAAAAAGUGUUUUGCAGGCUGUUUACCUGAGUCCAGUUUACAGAGAGUUUGGGACAAAAUUAUUAGUGGGUCCUGCAAAAUUCUUGUUUUUGUUGCUUUGGAGAUAUUGUUAACCUUUAAAAUGAAAAUAAUAGCACUGACUACAGCAGAAAACAUCACCCAAUUUCUGGAAAAUAUGGAGCGAGGAUACCUAGUGCGAUGUGAUCAUGUCCAGAGUGGUUCUUGGCCUGCCAGCUACAAUAUUCUGAUUGCACAGUGUGUUCUAAGGCUUUUGGGGAUGUAAAUCUAACUCCUGAAACAAGAAUUACAGCUACUUGCUGUGUGUGGCUUUCACAGACGAGAAAACCAAGUGCUCAAGAAAACAGAUUUAUAAACAAACAAACAAAAAAUCUAGCUGUUCCUCAGUCUGCUCACAACUUCCCACAAAUGACAGAGCUGGGUGUGCAAACUGAGGACACACUGCAUUGUUCAGCCACUGAAAGCUUGUUGAAGAAUGCCUGCCAAGGGUAACUUUGCUAAAUCCCCAAAUCCAAAGCUAAAACCAGGUGAAGUGCCAGUUCUGUGAUGCUUACUAGUGUCAAACACUUUGUAUGGCUUCUUUCUCUUUCUUCUCCCUUUCCAGUAAUAAGCUAUACUUGCUAUUUGGGAGAAAUAUGUCGGUUCUUCCACUGUGUCCUGGUGUCUGAUCAGACAGUUAGGAGUUAACAUCAUUAAAAAAAAAAA
This is a messenger RNA of Anas platyrhynchos (mallard), 1750 nucleotides long. It is a transcript of the gene TBC1D7, whose product is annotated as TBC1 domain family member 7. The record is from RefSeq and is a predicted model, not a curated record. Gene Ontology annotation, biological process: activation of GTPase activity; negative regulation of TOR signaling. Gene Ontology annotation, molecular function: GTPase activator activity. Lineage: Eukaryota; Metazoa; Chordata; Aves; Anseriformes; Anatidae.